Porites lobata is the source of this 9760-nucleotide messenger RNA. The record is from the annotation of a GenBank genome assembly. NCBI's taxonomy places the organism in Eukaryota, Metazoa, Cnidaria, Anthozoa, Scleractinia, Poritidae.
GCUCAAAAUAAUGGCGACUGUUGUUGCUGCUUGGAAACUAACUCUUUUUUGCGUUUUUCUCUUUCUUCAAGGUAAGUAACUAGGUUUUACAGUUUCGAUGCGGUUAAUGGUGAUUUGCUGUACUUAAAGAGCUACUUUUGGAGAAAAAUACUGAUGAUUUGCAUAGUAACUUGUUUGAGAAUAAUCUCCGUUGAAAAGCGUAUUCUUUGUUUAACUGGAAACAUGUAAACAUAGAAAAUAUCCUUUGUUGGAGACAUGUUCCUGGCAGAAUUUCUCACCACCGCUUUGCAAGAAAAGAAAAACAAAAAAGAAAAGAAAACGGAAAUAAAAUAAGUUUUAGCUGAAGUCUUUGAGGGUUGUCCAUAUUAAUUUAUUUGUUACUAUAAUAAAAGCGUUUAGCAUGCCACACGUAGCAGCUAAUGUUUGUAUUGUGCGAAAUUUGUUGAACCUAACGGUAAAUUUUUCUUACUGAUACUAAGGCUUGCUAAGUCUUGUUAAUAAAUUAAAUCAAUGCACGCUCGCAUUAUCAGCUGAGGAAAAAAAUAAAACCAAACAAACAGAUGUAGUUAUUUUUGCAGCAUUUGUUACUGGUUUAUCAUCACUGGCCAUAAAUGCAUCUUCUGUCGAAGUUGGAUAUUUAUGGGAGAAUCCAAGACUUGAAAAUGUCCACACUUCAGAAGUGGUCAUGGACAAGGAACACAGCGGAAGCAUUCUUCGAUUGAUUUGUGACAUCACACCUCCUCUACCACAAGGUGGAGAACACUGGGAUAAAAGAGAUGGAAUUGUUAAAUGGUACAAGACUGCUCCCAAGGCUGAGCCUGUGAAAAGCGUACGUUAUUGGUCCAACGAUAUGUCAAAGACUGCUAUUUCAUUCUCAAAUAUCACCCUUGAUACACUUGGGACGUAUUCAUGUAUUUAUGGUGAUGUAUCAGCUUCAAUUGAUUUGUUAGGUGAGGAAGUCAAUGGCAGAGUAAGAGAAAAAUUUUACUAUCCACUCUUCCUUCAGACAAGCACUGUAUUAAACUUGGUUGUCCGAAACCCAAGAGUUCUUGUCCAAAAAGUUUAGCUGGAAACUCGAAACUCAAAAACAAUCUUUCAUUUAAUGUUUUUAAUCACAUUAUUACCCUUGUAAAUUGUUUUUGACUUAAACCUAAAACAGAGCUCAUAAGAACAAAUCAAAUAACUGUGGAAUGGCAGAGUUAAAAGGAAUAUUUAACCUUAUUUUGUCAAGUAUGAGGUUUGCUUUUAUGACUUUUUAAGAUGAAUUUUAAUUCUACUUUAAUUUGAACUGUUUCUUUAUUUUUUCUAAUUAAAAAUGUGCUUGUUCCACGGACAAUUCACGUCAAAGGUUUACAUUUCCAAACUGAAUUUCUGCCUGUACCAGACAAUCAUGCAGAUAUAGGAUUUAGCGCACCCUGUUUUAGGGUAAUGAUAAUAUUGUUGUUAGAAAUGAUUUUUCAGUCAACUUGUACAGUAUGGUUUGCAUUAAUAGUGAUUUUCUACUAUUUAACCUUCAAAGUUAAACCUCAGUCUUGAUUAUUUCAAAAUUAGAAGCAAAACAUGAUUGUUAACUCUCUGAGAUGCUUAUAUGUUACCAGUCCUAAACUUCAAAACUUGUCUAAUAAUCAACUUUUUAUCUGAAAUUAAAAUGUGAUGCUAACCUUAAAUGUUUUUAUUUACCUCUAGUGGAAAAUGUGGAAGCUGCAAAAGCUUUGAAAACGCCAGAAAACUUGAAGGAACUUAAAUCUUAUGUCUUGUACAUGAAGGAUAAAUCAGGGAUAAGUGGAUGGACAAAACAGCAGCAACUCCUUCAGGUAAAAGUAUUUUCAGUGGAGUAUAAAAUCAUUUUAUCAUAAAAGGGGAGUAUCUUGAUAUAGGUACAUGUACAGCAGCCUCUACCACAGUAGGAACAGCAGUGCAACUGAUAGUGUUGUAGAUAAAUCUUUUCUCAGGUUAAACCAGAAUUUCCUUCGUCCUCUGUACUAUGAGGACAGUUAGAAGUAGAAAUUUUGAAAUAAACUUACUAUAGGUGGAAUACUGGUGAAAUCCUGGCAAGUAGUCAAAAUGUGUUUUACCUAAACCACAAGUACAGUGUAAACCUCUACGUACAGGUACAUACAUGUACAUCUUAGUUAAGGGGUGAGUGAAAGAAGGCCCUGUAUGAGUCCUGAUCCAGUGACAAAUUCUCUCUUUAAUUCAUGAGCAUAUACAAGGCAAAUAUGAAAGGAGAAUCUAGCAAUGAUUAGUCACUGAGGGUUACAGCUGUACCUCUGUUUUUUAGCAAGCACUUGAAUUUGUCUCUGGUGACUGAAUAAACCUGCUUUUAACAGCAACUUCCAUAGCUCUAUUUUUCACUAGCAAUACACGUAAGUACAUUACUGUAGAGUAGUAAAUGCCAGUAGCUCUGUUGUGGGUUCAUCAUCAUCAUCAUCAUCAUCAUCAUCAUCAUCACUCUUUGAGCCAAAUGUGCAUAAGACCAUGUCAUUAAUUCACAGCACAUGUACACAGAGAUGUUUUCCCAGUGACUCUGAUAACCUUGUAAGGGAAACAUAUAUACCAGUGAUAUGAGAAUUAUCACUCUGUUUUGUUCAUAAUAUAGCCCACUGGAACAACAGAAUACUGUAGCCCAUUGCCUAGGAGGUUCAAACAAAGCCCAAGCUCAGGUUGAUUGCACUUUAUUUUGUAUCCCUUAAUAACUAUUUUUUGUCGUUCGUAUUAGUGAUAUACACUAUAAAAUGAACAGUACAUGACAGUUUGCCCUUCUUUAAGAGUAACCAUAGGGCCCUCAGGUUAACCUACAUGUGUAACUUUCGCCUGUCUUUUGCAUGAGACAAUUAACUACUUUGUCUAACUUAUUAUUAUUAAUAUGUAUUUAAAUAUUUUUUUCAGUUCACCAAUUACAAGUAUCAGAUAUCAAAGUUAUUGCAGCAAUGGGUGAUGCAUUUACAGUAAGUAACAUGUUUAACUUACUGUUGUAUGUUUAUUUACCAAUGAAUAACUGAAAAAAAUUAUCUUUUGUAAGUCAAGCUGCUUGUGUCAAGUACAUGUUGGUUUUAGAAGUUGUACCACUGCCUUUUGCAUUCAAAAUAUUCAUUCUUGAUGAGUAUUUUGAUGAAAUUAUUUAUGAUUAUUUUUUUUUCCAAGGUUGGUCUUGGUGCACAAGCCUUGUCGCUUAAUGGGUUUUUUACUGAUUUUAAAGGAAUCUCAUGGAGGUAAGAGUUUAUCAUAUAUUACUACCUUAUUGUUGCUUUUGAUUUCUAAAUAAUGUGGAUGCUUUCACCCAAUGACUGUGUAUUUUCUCAAAAACUUAAUUCAUCUUAUGGCUCAGUGAACAAUUGAGUGAAAAGUGCAAUAUUUUAUUUCUAGACAGUGUUCAUCAUGAGCCAGUGUUUAGGUUUGAUAUUGCAAACAAGUCAUUAAUAGGGUUUUAACCAACAACACCACAGUCAAGUAUUAAUUUUAGCUUGUGUUUGAUUGGGUAUCACCAUUUUAUGUGUUUUAAUCAACCAGAUUGCUGGAAAAUUUAUUGUCCUCUUUUAAGACAGACAGUUGACUAAAUUAUAAUAAUUAUAAUUUAUUAUUACAUGCUCACCGGCUUCAAGUUGUGUGAUCAGUAAGUUUUCCCUUAUUUUUUUUUAAUUUGAAGCAUUGGAGGGGAAGGAUAUUUGAACCAAUCCACAACUUUACCAAGUGAGUACCAUUUAUUUAGGCUGAUUUAGACCGUACUACAAGUGUUGUAUGCAACUAACAUGUCAUGACUUUCGACCAUCCACACGUGCACAGUUUUCACUUACGACAUCCACAAUGUGUCAUACGAAUGUCGUGGGUCUAAUUUACAUGACACGAUCUGUUGUGAAGUCAUGAUGCAUGCUAGUCGCGCGCACGAUAGUCGAAAGCAAAAAUUGUACUGUCUAAAUCGGCCUUUCGUAUGAACAUGUAUGUAUUUACCCAUGUUUUAUGGUUCAGUUUUGUCCAUGGUUUAAUUUAUUUUACUUUUUCUGGUUCAUUUUGGAUUAAUUUACCUUAAAUCAAUGGCACUUUUCCAGUAUAUGCAGGAUGUUUUUGAACUAGUUGUGUUUGUGACUUUAAAUCUGUAAUAAAACUUACCUGACCCCAAGAGAGCAAUAUCAUCAAAAAAUUUUGAAGCAAUUUCUGAAUUAGCAAAACAAAAGCGUUUUUAUUUGACACAAUUGAUUACUAAUAAAUUCAUUGGUUUUUUAACUGGGACGCAUUGAUUCUGGACCACACUGUUGGAGUUGGUUUUCAUUGGUUUUUCAUGAUAUGACCCCUAGCACUCAAUAUAGUAUACAGUUGACUUUCUUUUAACGGACACCUCUAUAAGACGGACACGUCCGUAAAAUGGACAUCUAGAGUUGGUCCCUGCCUUUGCUUAUUCCCUUUAUUUGACUCUUUAUAAGACGGACAUCUCUCUAAGACGGACACUUAGUGCCGGUCCCAAAGGUGUCCGUCUUGGAGAGAGUUGACUGUAUGUUAUUUGUAACAAUGCACUGUGCAAUGUAUGUACACAUACUGUACACAUACUUUUGCGGACUGACUGUCCCUGGGUUACCAAGGAUGAUUCAAAGCAGAAAUUAUAUUGAAAUGCUAGCAAUAGUAAUAAUUACUAUUAUUGUUCAUUCUAUACACUUACAGAUAUCAUCAGACAGUUUAAUCCUUUACUGAAAGGUGCAUCAGUAACAAGUCCGUCAAUGGACAACAUCCCUUAUAAUGAUGAUCUGAAUGUUGCCUUUGUUGGAGCCUCAGCAAGGUCAGCAUAAAUAAACAAAAUAAACAUUUGCAUUAUGUAGAAUAAUGUAGUAAUAAAUUUUAUUGCAACUUGUAUGUGUAGUCUUAUUCUUUGAUACUUUUAUUAGAGACCUUGAGAAUCAAGCAAAAGACUUGGUUUCAAGAUUGAAAAACAUGAAGGUACAUGUAUUAUAUGUCAGAUUUAUGAGUGUCCUUGGGUUUUUUUAACAGUGCAUUUAAUUAACGGGUUUUCCUUGUUCUGCUAAUUCUUAAAUAGAACAUUGAUUAUGAAAAUGACUGGAAACUUCUCACCAUGUGGAUUGGAACAGAGGAUCUCUGUCAAGUUUGUACAGACACGGUAUGAUUGCGUUGAAUUAUGUGAUCAAAUUAAAUAUUAAUCUGUGUCUUGUUUUGGAGGCUCAUCAAUUUUUUGACUUCUAUGUUCAUUCAGUUAAAGCAGAAGCAUAUAACCAUUCUGGUUAAAGUGCUAGUCAUAUAAAUUCAAGGAAUCAUGAUUAAACACCUGUUUAUCAAAGGUGGUGGAAUGAUUGGUCUUGAAUUUCACGUAUUAUGUGCUUAUUCAAAUAAGGAGGCGGCACAGCCAAGUGGUUAAAGUGCUGGACUUGCAAUAGGGACUCCCCGGGUUCAAGCCUGUCAGCUGAGUUUGUUUUUGGCAGUCCCACGUCCAGCUCCUCAGUCAAGCUUGUAAUUUCUAACUGGUUUGCUCUCAGCCAGUUGAUACUCUAACUUGUUACGCUUGUUUUAAUAAUUUUUUUUGUUUCUGUCCUUAAUUGUGGGCCACAUUUUAAAAACUAUGCAGUUACCAGAAAAUAAUUUGUGUUAUGAAUCAAAAGUCUAGACUAUGAGUAGUCCCCAUUUUUCCUCAGGGAUAGUAGAGCGAGUGAAACGCAAGCGCGCGUGAAAAUCACCCCACCUGAAAAAUAGGAGAAAGCCCGCUGGUCUCGCCGCAUGUCGCCUUUCUCCUGUUUCUCGUGGGGUGAUUCUCAAGCGUGCUCAUGUUUCGCUCACUCUACUAUCUUUGAGGAAAAAUGGGGACUACUCUUAGUCUAUCAAAAGUCACAAAGUUUUAAUUUUUAUGUUUUCAGGAUAAACUUGGCCCAAGGUCUUUCAUAAAAUAUGUGAUGCGCACUCUUAAUUACCUGAAAGAGGAGGUAUGUUAAAAUAUUUAACUUUUAUUUUCUCUUAAGUCUUUCAUUUUCGUAGAAAAAAUAAAUCAUACUGAUUCAUUUUAAGUAAUUUCAGAGUCACAUUACUCUUCAGAGUCACAACAAAAGUUAACGUCACCACACUCAUUAGAUUGACAACACUGGUUAGAGUCACGACACUCAUUUGAGUCACAACACUCAAUUAGCUACCAGUAAUAGCAUCAAUGAGGCCUUUAUCAGUGUGAUGUAGGAGUAUACCCAGUUGCUUUGUUUGACUGAACAGGUACCCCGUCUGUUUGUCAACUUGGUCCCGCCCAUGGACGUGUCUCUACUUUAUGAGUUACAUGGUGGAUCUUCCAAGUCCUGUGAAAUCAUGGGCUGGUGAGUGAAAUACAGAAUGCUUAGUAACACUGCUUUGGCAUGGGGUGAUAAUAUGACCAUUUCAGCUGCCAAAGUUGCAUAAUUUUUACCAUUAUCUUGUUGCCGGUUCCAUUAUCUGGGGUAAACGUUUUUGGCUCGUUUCAGUGAUUUGAACUACUUUGAUUUUAUAAACUAGUCUCUGACUUUGUAGCAAUUGUCAGAAAUUUCAGCUACUGUAGUGAAAACCAUCAGCAUGUGAUAUAUCGGAUUUGAGGCUAGGUUACAGGUAUGCAGUGUUUCCAAGAGUUGUGCAAUCAGUCUGGUACACUUCUUGUGAACUGUGAUUUUCUGAAACUAUUAGUUGUUCAGUUAAUUAUUAAAAGUAGUAUUUUCUAUGAGUUAUAAUCCGUGGCAGUAGUCUAAACCUCCCCUUACCUUUUUUGUUAUAAAGUAACACUCCAUGUAAUUGUUGUUGUGUUCUAUUUCUUUCAGGAAUUCGUGCCACUGCUUGAAGAAAGGUGGCGAGGAAAGAGCCAAAAUUUCCCAAGCAGUGAAAAAUUACAAGGUAACUUGUCUUGUAGCUCUAAUAAGGAAGGGACAUCUGAUACAGAAUAAAACUUUGAAAAACCCUGAGAUCUCGUUUUUUAUAGUGGGUUAACGUCGUUGAUGUUCUUGUAGGAGGUGUCUUUGUGACUAAACGUUUAUUUUUUUUUUACCGUUUUUAGCGCCUUUUGAGGGAACUUGUAAGCAGUGGUCUUUAUGACACACAGAACGACUUUGCGGUGGUUAUUCAACCUGCUCUUCAACUGCCUCCGAAAACUAAGGUACCGGAAGCUGCUCUUUUGCUAUUUAAUUAGUUUUCCGUUAUCUGAAUGUUCAUAGACAACGUCUCGUUGUCAGAAAAUAACUUAUUCCAUUUUCCCAGAUGUCGCUCUUGUAGUUUAUUGAUAUUUCUGGUAGUAAGCGGAGCUUCUUGAGCAUGAUCUUGAAAAAAGAGACGAAGGCUGCCCUGUUGGCUUUGUUUUUCCUAAGGAUCCUCGGCUGUUCAUGGAUUAAGACGGAAUUUAUAGAGCAUUUUCACUCUCGUAGCCAGCAUCUAUGAAAAUAUCUUGGAAAAAAGAAAACUUUACGUAAGAAAGGAGUUCAACUCCCACCGGAUUUUCUUGGUACACCAACAUGGCCACUGUUUCGUUGUUUUGAAACACCAAUAUGGCCGCCGUGACGUCAUGUGAAAAACGCUAAAUAGUUCAACUUUAUUGCACCAGCGCGGAACUUUAAAUACCUUUUCCUUAGCGCCCCACCUCCCAAUUAAAGCCCGCUUGAAGAAAGAAUUGAAGUCAUAGUUUCUUCUUUAAAAGGGCAUUUAUAAAGCUUCCCACCAACCAGGGCUCGUUAUCAUCUAUUGUAGGUAAAGCAGAAGUAUUAAAUCAUCACCUUUACCUAUUCUUCUUGUAGGAUGCAAAGUUAGUUGAGGAAUUUUUCGGCUUGGACUGUCUGCACUUUUCAGCACAGGGCCAUCCAGCAGCAGCUCUAGCCUUGUGGAGAAACAUGGUAUGGUAUUAUCUUAAAACAACGCCUGUGUUUUCCUGUCCAUCCAUUUCUGGUUCUCUGCUUUCUUUUAUUAAGCGGCCUCGCAUCCAUAGCCUGGGUCGUUGUCACAAAAAUAAGGGUCGGGGGAGGGGGAGGGGAGAAAAAAGCUCGUCUCUCCCCAAUCCCCCUCUCUUUUCCCUUUCCUCCCCGAUCCGCUUCGACGUCUGCCAUGUACGCUUCACUGAAAUUUUGGCGUCAUUCAUGAUGUUAUAGCUUCCCAUUAACAAGGGAGUAGCUAUUCUGUAUUAGUAAAAUCCAACUCGUGGUCUAUUAUCAUUGCUGCGUUCUGAUUGGUUGAGCUACAACUAGGCUAUAUGUUAUAGCCCCCUAGUAGCGAAAAGCGCGGGCUUUUUGGCGGCGAAAAAGGAUUAAAGUCUAGCUUUAACCAGCUAGAAGUUUUUUAUUCUCGAUAUUUGUGACCAACUAGUCGGAUUUUACUAAAACAAUUAUUCCUCUCGCCCUCAUGGCCUCUGAGUCAAUAGCUAUUGACUCAGAGCCCAUUCAUUCUAAGUAAAAAUUAAAAUCGUUAAGUGAAGAAGUGAGUUUACUUAUAGGCUGUGGUGUUGAGCUUCCUACUGAAGCAUGUUCAUAACAUGUAACAUCAUUUAUCCAUUGUUUGUAGUUGGAGCCGUUUGGUUCUAAAACAAAAGGCUGGGGAGAUCAAGAAAAACUUGAGUGUCCCACAAAGGUUUGUAUCAAAGUGUACCAGAUUUUUCAAUUGACUUAAUUCAUGUCCAAAACAAAUGGUCUUGUCGCAAUGUAGUUUAUCAGUUAAAAGUGAGAGUAACUGUUGUCAUUCUGAUGAUUUUUUUUUAAUGUAGCCGUUAACCGCUCCACUAGAGCAGGUAAACGCCUUUUUAUAAAAGCUGGCACUUCCACUGUUUAUGUUAAGUAAAAAGUGCGGACAUCUCUGUAAUGCGGACACUUGACCCUGUCCUUGGCAUAGGGCUGAGUCAGACUCGUACCCAGUCGCUUCUCUGUAUGCGCUGUGAUUUAUGGGUAGGACUUAGUGCGUUCGCGGUGCAUCAAGGGAAGGACGGAAGAAUAACGCCUUUGUGCGCGUCAAAUUGCCUUUCCAUAUUCCUUUGCGAGAAUAAAUAAGUGGCGACUGGGUACGAGUCUGGGGCUGACUAUUACUUUGUAACUUAAUGUUUUCAGGAAAACCCAUACUUAUUCACCAAAACAAACAGUAACACUGUUAUGAGUGGACUGAUCAGUGACGAUGACCAGGACUCCGCCACAGAUGACUUCCCUCCUUCCGCCGCUGUAGCGUUAGCUGUGUGUUUAACAGCUGUUGUGGUGAUUGUCGUUGUUUUUGUGUGGAGAACCCGAAAGUCAAGACGAAGACCAGAAGCAAGAAAACUUCUCUAUGCUCCCGGACCAUACAAACCAAGGAUUUGAACCUGCCCUGGACGUUGUGUUUGGUUGAAACUCUCUUAAACCUUCAGCCCUCGUGGGAGGCGAUGGAAAGAGAAGGGGAAGGUGUUUAAUCGAGCGCCUUGCGCUUCUGGUGCCCACUCGCUUCUCCCGCUCCGCGUUUUCUCCAUACUUCUCACGAUCUUACAACGACCACGAAAGAGAGAAAUUCUCAAAACAAGAAGGCUUAUUGUUGAGUCAUUAUUACUUAACGUUGUAUAUUUUAUAAUUAAUCCAACUGUCUGCCAUUUCUAUAAAUUGACGGUGAUAAAAUUCACUUUUUAAAGUGCUCGCGAAGACGCGACGCUUAGCUAUCCUUUAUCAAUGUGCACUUGAAAUAGUCAGUCCCGGAUUCAGAAUUAGAAGAAAAAAUAAGUCAAAAAGAGUCCAGCACGCGUUGACUCUAGAAUUACAACUGAACAGCUCGGCACUUUCUCAGACAUGCUUAAAGAACUAAAAUGAGGUACUUUAGAAACAAGAAG